Tachysurus fulvidraco (yellow catfish) is the source of this 13989-nucleotide messenger RNA. Its product is annotated as centrosomal protein of 290 kDa-like. Bases 1 to 13146 code for a protein of 4381 amino acids. The record is from RefSeq and is a predicted model, not a curated record. Lineage: Eukaryota; Metazoa; Chordata; Actinopteri; Siluriformes; Bagridae. The transcript has a single exon.
AUGCAAAUCGGACACCAAAGAGAAAAAGAGGACAGUGAAAAACUGGUGAUGGAGCAACAGAGAAAUGAACUAGAAAAUGAAAUCUGUAAGUUCAACCAACAAAAAGAACAUGCAGAAAAAGAAAGGGAAGACCUAGUGAAGAUUUGGCAAGAACUUGACUCAGUGAAAGAGCAAAUGGCAGAAGAGAGAAAUGAAAUGGAGGAAAUUAAAAAGAAGAUACAAACCGAUAAAGAACUACUUGACCAAAGGGAGACAGAAAUGAAUGAACAAAAACAAAUUCUUGAGAAUAAUUUGAAAGAAAUAAUGCGAGAUAGGACAAAUCUGGAAAAGAUGAAAAUGGAACUUGAUCUACAGAAAGAAGAAAUAGAAAACACUGUCAGAGAGAAGAUGAAGCAAGAGAAAGAAGAACUUGAUGAUAUCCUGAAAGAAAUAACCAUGAAGGAGCAAGAUGUUGAAGAGAAAAUGUCCAUGAUGACCAAAUGUAGAAUUGAGCUAGAAAAAAUGAAGGUGAAACUGAAUGGGCACCAAGAAGCUAUAUCUCUUGAAAAGAAAGAGUUAGAGAAAGAGAAACACAGAUUUGACCAAUUAAAGGCAUCUUUGGAAACAGCCAAGAUGGAUGUAAUGAAUCUGGAUGAAAUAAAAACAUGGCUGGAGCAGGAAAGAGAAGAAUGUAGGAUUAUUGUUGAAGACACAAAGCAACAGAAGGAUGCCUUGGAGAAGUUGGGUUCUGAAAUCGCAAAGCAACAGCAAGACAUAGAGGCUAACCAAGUUCUUCUAGAAAAAGACAGAAUUGAUCUUGAAAAGAAAUCUCUGGAUUUGCAAAGAAGACAGCAGGAGUUGGAAAUGCAAAACAGACACCAAAGAGAAAAAGAGGACAGCGAAAAACUGGUGAUGGAACAACAGAGACAUGAACUGGAAAAAGAAAUCUGUAAGACCAACCAACAACAAGAACAGGCAGAAAAAGAAAGGGAGGCCCUAGAGAAGAAUUGGCAAGAACUUGACUCAGUGAAAGAGCAAAUGGCAGAAGAGAGGAAAGAAAUGGAGGAAAUUAAAAGGAAGAUACGAACCAAUACAGAACUACUUGACCAAAGGGAGACAGAAAUGAAUAAACAAAAGCAAAUUCUGGAGGAUAAUUUGAAAGAAAUAUUGCGAGAUAGGACAAAUCUGGACAAGAUGAAAAAAGAACUUGAACUACAGAAACAAGAAAUAGAAAACACUGUCAGAGAGAAGAUGAAGCUAGAGAAAGAAGAACUUGAUGAUAUCCUGAAAGAAAUAACCAUCAGGGAGCAAGAUGUUGAAGAGAAAAUGCAAGAAGUGCAAGAAAAACAGGAGGAGUUGCAGUUGCAAAUCAAAUAUCAAAGAGAAAAAGAGGACAGUGAAAAACUGGUGAUGGAGCAACGGAGACAUGAACUGGAAAAAGAAAUCUGUAAGUUCAACCAACAAAAAGAACAUGCAGAAAAAGAAAGGGAAGCCCUAGAAAACAACUGGCAAGAACUUGACUCAGUGAAAGAGCAAAUGGCAGAAGAGAGGAAAGAAAUGGAAGAAAUUAAAAAGAAGAUACAAACCAAUAACGAACUACUUGACCAAAGGGAGACAGAAUUGAAUGAACAAAAACAACUUCUGGAGGAUAAUUUGCAAGAAAUUAAGCGAGACAAAACAAAUCUGGAAAAGAUGAAAAUGGAACUUGAUCUACAGAAACAAGAAAUAGAAAACACUGUCAGAGAGAAGAUGAAGCAAGAGAAAGAAGAGCUUGAUGAUAUCAUGAAAGAAAUGACCAUCAAAGAGCAAGAUGUUGAAGAGCAAAUGUCUGUGAUCAACAAUUUGAGAAUUGAGCUAGAAAAAAUGAAGGUGAAACUGAAUGGGGACCAAGAAGCUAUAACUCUUGAAAAGCAAGAGUUAGAGAAUGAGAAACACAGAUUUGACCAAUUAAAGGCAUCUUUGGAAACAGCCAAGAUGGAUGUAAUGAAUCUGGAUGAAAUAAAAACAAGGCUGGAGCAGGAAAGAGAGGUAUGUAGAAUCAUUGUUGAAGACACAAAGCAACAGAAGGAUGCCUUGGAGAAGUUGGGUUCUGAAAUCGCAAAGCAACAGCAAGACAUAGAGGCUAACCAAGCUCUUCUAGAAAAAGACAGAAAUGAUCUUGAAAAGAAAUCUCUGGAUUUGCAAAGAAGACAGCAGGAGUUGGAAAUGCAAAUCGGACACCAAAGAGAAAAAGAGGACAGCGAAAAACUGGUAAUGGAGCAACAGAGAAAUGAACUGGAAAAAGAAAUCUGUAAGUUCAACCAACAAAAAGAACAGGCAGAAAAAGAAAGGGAAGACCUAGAGAAGAAUUGGCAAGAACUUGACUCAGUGAAAGAGCAAAUGGCAGAAGAGAGGAAAGAAAUGGAGGAAAUUAAAAAGAAGAUACAAACCAAUAAAGAACUACUUGACCAAAGGGAGACAGAAAUGAAUGAACAAAAGCAAAUUCUGGAGGAUAAUUUCCAAGAAAUAUUGCGAGAUAGGACAAAUCUGGAUAAGAUGAAAAUAGAACUUGAACUACAGAAACAAGAAAUAGAAAACACUGUCAGAAAGAAGAUGAAGCGAGAGAAAGAAGAACUUGAUGAUAUCCUGAAAGAAAUAACCAUCAGGGAGCAAGAUGUUGAAGAGAAAAUGCAAGAAGUGCAAGAAAAACAGGAGGAGUUGCAGUUGCAAAUCAAAUAUCAAAGAGAAAAAGAGGACAGUGAAAAACUGGUGAUGGAGCAACAGAGACAUGAACUGGAAAAAGAAAUCUGUAAGUUCAACCAACAAACAGAACAGGCAGAAAAAGAAAGGGAAGCCCUAGAAAAGAAGUGGCAAGAACUUGACUCAGUGAAAGAGCAAAUGGCAGAAGAGAGGAAAGAAAUGGAGGAAAUUAAAAAGAAGAUACAAACCGAUAAAGAACUACUUGACCAAAGGGAGACAGAAAUGAAUAAACAAAAGCAAAUUCUGGAGGAUAAUUUGAAAGAAAUAUUGCGAGAUAGGACAAAUCUGGUAAAGAUGAAAAUGGAACUUGAUCUACAGAAAGAAGAAAUAGAAAACACUGUCAGAGAGAAGAUGAAGCAAGAGAAAGAAGAACUUGAUGAUAUCAUGAAAGAAAUAACCCUCAAGGAGCAAGAUGUUGAAGAGAAAAUGUCCAUGAUGAACAAUUGGAGAAUUGAGCUAGAAAAAAUGAAAGUGAAACUGAAUGGGGACCAAGAAGCUAUAACUCUUGAAAAGCAAGAGUUAGAGAAUGAGAAACACAGAUUUGACCAAUUAAAGGCAUCUUUGGAAACAGCCAAGAUGGAUGUAAUGAAUCUGGAUGAAAUAAAAACACGGCUGGAGCAGGAAAGAGAAGAAUGUAGGAUUAUUGUUGAAGACACAAAGCAACAGAAGGAUGCCUUGGAGAAGUUGGGUUCUGAAAUCACAAAGCAACAGCAAGACAUAGAGGCUAACCAAGCUCUUCUAGAAAAAGACAGAAAUGAUCUGGAAAAGCAGUAUUUGGAAUUGCAAGAAAAACAGGAGGAGUUGCAGAUGCAAUUCAAACACCAAAGAGAAAAAGAGGACAGUGAAAAUCUGGUGAUAGAGCAACAGAGACAUGAACUGGAAAAAGAAAUCUGUAAGUUCAACCAACAUAAAGAACAGGCAGAAAAAGAAAGGGAAGCCCUAGAAAACAAUUGGCAAGAACUUGACACUGUGAAAGAGCAAAUGGCAGAAGAGAGGAAAGAAAUGGAGGAAAUUAAAAAGAAGAUACAAACCGAUAACGAACUACUUGACCAAAGGGAGACAGAAAUGAAUAAACAAAAGCAAUUUCUGGAAGAUAAUUUGAAUGAAAUAUUGCGAGAUAGGACAAAUCUGGAAAAGAUGAAAAUGGAACUUGAUCUACAGAAAGAAGAAAUAGAAAAGACUGUCAGAGAGAAGACGAAGCAAGAGAAAGAAGAACUUGAUGAUAUCAUGAAAGAAAUAACCCUCAAGGAGCAAGAUGUUGAAGAGAACAUGUCCAUGAUGGACAAUUUGAGAAUUGAGCUAGAUAAAAUGAAGGUGAAACUGAAUGGGGACCAAGAAGCUAUAACUCUUGAAAAGCAAGAGUUAGAGAAUGAGAAACACAGAUUUGACCAAUUAAAGGCAUCUUUGGAAACAGCCAAGAUGGAUGUAAUGAAUCUGGAUGAAAUAAAAACACGGCUGGAGCAGGAAAGAGAAGAAUGUAGGAUUAUUGUUGAAGACACAAAGCAACAGAAGGAUGCCUUGGAGAAGUUGGGUUCUGAAAUCGCAAAGCAACAGCAAGACAUAGAGGCUAACCAAGCUCUUCUAGAAAACGACAGACAUGAUCUUGAAAAGAAAUCUCUGGAUUUGCAAAGAAGACAGCAGGAUUUGGAAAUGCAAAUCAAAUACCAAAGAGAAAAAGAGGACAGUGAAAAACUGGUCAUGGAGCAACAGAGAAAUGAACUGGAAGAAGAAAUCUGUAAGACCAACCAACAACAAGAACAGGCAGAAAAAGAAAGGGAAGCCCUAGAGAAGAAGUGGCAAGAACUUGACUCAGUGAAAGAGCAUUUGGCAGAAGAGAGGAAUGAAAUGGAGGAAAUUAAAAAGAAGAUACAAACCAAUAACGAAAUACUUGACAAAAGGGAGACAGAAAUGAAUAAACAAAAGCAACUUAUGGAGGAUAAUUUGAAAGAAAUUAAGCGAGACAAAACAAAUCUGGACAAAAUGAAAAUGGAACUUGAUCUACAGAAACAAGAAAUAGAAAACACUGUCAGAGAGAAGAUGAAGCAAGAGAAAGAAGAGCUUGAUGAUAUCAUGAAAGAAAUUACCAUCAAGGAGCAAGAUGUUGAAGAGCAAAUGUCUGUGAUCAACAAUUUGAGAAUUGAGCUAGAUAAAAUGAAGGUGAAACUGAAUGGGGACCAAGAAGCUAUAACUCUUGAAAAGCAAGAGUUAGAGAAAGAGAAACACAGAUUUGACCAAUUAAAGGCAUCUUUGGAAACAGCCAAGAUGGAUGUAAUGAAUCUGGAUGAAAUAAAAACAAGGCUGGAGCAGGAAAGAGAAGAAUGUAGGAUUAUUGUUGAAGACACAAAGCAACAGAAGGAAGCCUUGGAGAUGUUGGGUUCUGAAAUGGCAAAGCAACAGGAAGACAUAGAGACUAACCAAGCUCUUCUAGAAAAAGACAGAAAUGAUCUGGAAAAGCAGUAUCUGGAAUUGCAAGAAAAACAGGAGGAGUUGCAGUUGCAAUUCAAACACCAAAGAGAAAAAGAGGACAGUGAAAAUCUGGUGAUAGAGCAACAGAGACAUGAACUGGAAAAAGAAAUCUGUAAGUUCAACCAACAAAAAGAACAGGCAGAAAAAGAAAGGGAAGACCUAGAGAAGAAUUGGCAAGAACUUGACUCAGUGAAAGAGCAAAUGGCAGAAGAGAGGAAAGAAAUGGAGGAAAUUAAAAAGAAGAUACAAACCAAUAAAGAACUACUUGACCAAAGGGAGACAGAAAUGAAUGAACAAAAGCAAAUUCUGGAGGAUAAUUUGAAAGAAAUAUUGCGAGAUAGGACAAAUCUGGAUAAGAUGAAAAUAGAACUUGAACUACAGAAACAAGAAAUAGAAAACACUGUCAGAGAGAAGAUGAAGCAAGAGAAAGAAGAACUUGAUGAUAUCAUGAAAGAAAUGACCAUCAAAGAGCAAGAUGUUGAAGAGCAAAUGUCUGUGAUCAACAAUUUGAGAAUUGAGCUAGAUAAAAUGAAGGUGAAACUGAAUGGGGACCAAGAAGCUAUAACUCUUGAAAAGCAAGAGUUAGAGAAAGAGAAACACAGAUUUGACCAAUUAAAGGCAUCUUUGGAAACAGCCAAGAUGGAUGUAAUGAAUCUGGAUGAAAUAAAAACAAGGCUGGAGCAGGAAAGAGAAGAAUGUAGGAUUAUUGUUGAAGACACAAAGCAACAGAAGGAUGCCUUGGAGAAGUUGGGUUCUGAAAUGGCAAAGCAACAGCAAGACAUAGAGACUAACCAAGCUCUUCUAGAAAAAGACAGAAAUGAUCUGGAAAAGCAGUAUCUGGAAGUGCAAGAAAAACAGGAGGAGUUGCAGUUGCAAUUCAAACACCAAAGAGAAAAAGAGGACAGUGAAAAACUGGUCAUGGAGCAACAGAGAAAUGAACUGGAAAAAGAAAUCUGUAAGUUCAACCAACAUCAAGAACAGGCAGAAAAAGAAAGGGAAGACCUAGAGAAGAAUUGGCAAGAACUUGACUCAGUGAAAGAGCAAAUGGCAGAAGAGAGGAAAGAAAUGGAGGAAAUUAAAAAGAAGAUACAAACCAAUAAAGAACUACUUGACCAAAGGGAGACAGAAUUGAAUGAACAAAAGCAAAUUCUGGAGGAUAAUUUGAAAGAAAUUAAGCGAGACAAAACAAAUCUGGAAAAAAUUAAAAUGGAACUUGAACUACAGAAACAAGAAAUAGAAAACACUGUCAGAGAGAAGAUGAAGCAAGAGAAAGUAGUACUUGAUGAUAUCAUGAAAGAAAUAACCCUCAAGGAGCAAGAUGUUGAAGAGAAAAUGUCGAUGAUGGACAAUUUGAGAAUUGAGCUAGAAAAUAUGAAGGUGAAACUGAACCGGGACCAAGAAGCUAUAACUCUUGAAAAGCAAGAGUUAGAGAAUGAGAAACACAGAUUUGACCAAUUAAAGGCAUCUAUGCAGAGCGAAAUGCAGAACAUGAAGAAUGCUUUGGAAACAGCCAAGAUGGAGGUAAUGAAUCUGGAUGAAAUAAAAACAAGGCUGGAGCAGGAAAGAGAAGAAUGUAGAAUUAUUGUUGAAGACACAAAGCAACAGAAGGAUGCCUUGGAGAAGUUGGGUUCUGAAAUGGCAAAGCAACAGGAAGACAUAGAGGUUAACCAAGCUCUUCUAGAAAAAGACAGAAAUGAUCUUGAAAAGCAAUCUCUGGAUUUGCAAAGAAGACAGCAUGAUUUGGAAAUGCAAAUCAAAUACCAAAGAGAAAAAGAGGACAGUGAAAAACUGGUAAUGGAGCAACAGAGAAAUGAACUGGAAGAAGAAAUCUAUAAGACCAUCCAACAACAAGAACAGGCAGAAAAAGAAAGGGAAGACCUAAAGAAGAAUUGGCAAGAACUUGACUCAGUGAAAGAGCAUUUGGCAGAAGAGAGGAAUGAAAUGGAGGAAAUUAAAAAGAAGAUACAAACCGAUAAAGAACUACUUGACCAAAGGGAGACAGAAUUGAAUGCACAAAAGCAAAUUCUGGAGGAUAAUUUGCAAGAAAUUCAGCGAGACAAAACAAAUCUGGAAAAGAUGAAAAUGGAACUUGAUCUACAGAAACAAGAAAUAGAAAACACUGUCAGAGAGAAGAUGAAGCAAGAGAAAGAAGAGCUUGAUGAUAUCAUGAAAGAAAUGACCAUCAAAGAGCAAGAUGUUGAAGAGCAAAUGUCUGUGAUCAACAAUUUGAGAAUUGAGCUAGAUAAAAUGAAGGUGAAACUGAAUGGGGACCAAGAAGCUAUAACUCUUGAAAAGCAAGAGUUAGAGAAUGAGAAACACAGAUUUGACCAAUUAAAGGCAUCUUUGGAAACAGCCAAGAUGGAUGUAAUGAAUCUGGAUGAAAUAAAAACAAGGCUGGAGCAGGAAAGAGAGCAAUGUAGGAUCAUUGUUGAAGACACAAAGCAACAGAAGGAUGCCUUGGAGAAGUUGGGUUCUGAAAUCGCAAAGCAACAGCAAGACAUAGAAGCUAACCAAGCUCUUCUAGAAAAAGACAGAAAUGAUCUUGAAAAGAAAUCUCUGGAUAUGCAAAGAAGACAGCAGGAGUUGGAAAUGCAAAUCGGACACCAAAGAGAAAAAGAGGACAGCGAAAAACUGGUAAUGGAGCAACAGAGAAAUGAACUGGAAAAAGAAAUCUGUAAGUUCAACCAACAAAAAGAACAGGCAGAAAAAGAAAGGGAAGACCUAAAGAAGAAUUGGCAAGAACUUGACUCAGUGAAAGAGCAAAUGGCAGAAGAGAGGAAAGAAAUGGAGGAAAUUAAAAAGAAGAUACAAACCGAUAAAGAACUACUUGACCAAAGGGAGACAGAAAUGAAUAAACAAAAGCAAAUUCUGGAGGAUAAUUUGAAAGAAAUAUUGCGAGAUAGGACAAAUCUGGUAAAGAUGAAAAUGGAACUUGAUCUACAGAAAGAAGAAAUAGAAAACACUGUCAGAGAGAAGAUGAAGCAAGAGAAAGAAGAGCUUGAUGAUAUCAUGAAAGAAAUAACCCUCAAGGAGCAAGAUGUUGAAGAGCAAAUGUCCAUGAUGAACAAUUGGAGAAUUGAGCUAGAUAAAAUGAAGGUGAAACUGAAUCGGGACCAAGAAGCUAUAGCUCUUGAAAAGCAAGAGUUAGAGAAUGAGAAACACAGAUUUGACCAAUUAAAGGCAUCUUUGGAAACAGCGAAGAUGGAUGUAAUGAAUCUGGAUGAAAUAAAAAUACGGCUGGAGCAGGAAAGAGAAGAAUGUAGGAUUAGUGUUGAAGACACAGAGCAACAGAAGGAUGCCUUGGAGAAGUUGGGUUCUGAAAUCGCAAAGCAACAGCAAGACAUAGAGGCUAACCAAGCUCUUCUAGAAAAAGACAGAAAUGAUCUGGAAAAGCAGUAUUUGGAAUUGCAAGAAAAACAGGAGGAGUUGCAGUUGCAAUUCAAACACCAAAGAGAAAAAGAGGACAGUGAAAAUCUGGUGAUAGAGCAACAGAGACAUGAACUGGAAAAAGAAAUCUGUAAGUUCAACCAACAAAAAGAACAGGCAGAAAAAGAAAGGGAAGCCCUAGAAAACAAUUGGCAAGAACUUGACACUGUGAAAGAGCAAAUGGCAGAAGAGAGGAAAGAAAUGGAGGAAAUUAAAAAGAAGAUACAAACCGAUAACGAACUACUUGACCAAAGGGAGACAGAAAUGAAUAAACAAAAGCAAUUUCUGGAAGAUAAUUUGAAUGAAAUAUUGCGAGAUAGGACAAAUCUGGAAAAGAUGAAAAUGGAACUUGAUCUACAGAAAGAAGAAAUAGAAAAGACUGUCAGAGAGAAGACGAAGCAAGAGAAAGAAGAACUUGAUGAUAUCAUGAAAGAAAUAACCUUCAAGGAGCAAGAUGUUGAAGAGAACAUGUCCAUGAUGGACAAUUUGAGAAUUGAGCUAGAUAAAAUGAAGGUGAAACUGAAUGGGGACCAAGAAGCUAUAACUCUUGAAAAGCAAGAGUUAGAGAAUGAGAAACACAGAUUUGACCAAUUAAAGGCAUCUUUGGAAACAGCCAAGAUGGAUGUAAUGAAUCUGGAUGAAAUAAAAACAAGGCUGGAGCAGGAAAGAGAAGAAUGUAGGAUUAUUGUUGAAGACACAAAGCAACAGAAGGAUGCCUUGGAGAAGUUGGGUUCUGAAAUCGCAAAGCAACAGCAAGACAUAGAGGCUAACCAAGUUCUUCUAGAAAACGACAGACAUGAUCUUGAAAAGAAAUCUCUGGAUUUGCAAAGAAGACAGCAGGAUUUGGAAAUGCAAAUCAAAUACCAAAGAGAAAAAGAGGACAGUGAAAAACUGGUCAUGGAGCAACAGAGAAAUGAACUGGAAGAAGAAAUCUGUAAGACCAACCAAAAACAAGAACAGGCAGAAAAAGAAAGGGAAGACCUAGAGAAGAAGUGGCAAGAACUUGACUCAGUGAAAGAGCAUUUGGCAGAAGAGAGGAAUGAAAUGGAGGAAAUUAAAAAGAAGAUACAAACCAAUAACGAAAUACUUGACAAAAGGGAGACAGAAAUGAAUAAACAAAAGCAACUUCUGGAGGAUAAUUUGAAAGAAAUUAAGCGAGACAAAACAAAUCUGGACAAAAUGAAAAUGGAACUUGAUCUACAGAAACAAGAAAUAGAAAACACUGUCAGAGAGAAGAUGAAGCAAGAGAAAGAAGAGCUUGAUGAUAUCAUGAAAGAAAUUACCAUCAAGGAGCAAGAUGUUGAAGAGCAAAUGUCUGUGAUCAACAAUUUGAGAAUUGAGCUAGAUAAAAUGAAGGUGAAACUGAAUGGGGACCAAGAAGCUAUAACUCUUGAAAAGCAAGAGUUAGAGAAUGAUAAACACAGAUUUGACCAAUUAAAGGCAUCUUUGGAAACAGCCAAGAUGGAUGUAAUGAAUCUGGAUGAAAUAAAAACAAGGCUGGAGCAGGAAAGAGAAGAAUGUAGGAUUAUUGUUGAAGACACAAAGCAACAGAAGGAUGCCUUGGAGAAGUUGGGUUCUGAAAUGGCAAAGCAACAGGAAGACAUAGAGACUAACCAAGCUCUUCUAGAAAAAAACAGAAAUGAUCUGGAAAAGCAGUAUCUGGAAUUGCAAGAAAAACAGGAGGAGUUGCAGUUGCAAUUCAAACACCAAAGAGAAAAAGAGUACAGUGAAAAACUGGUCAUGGAGCAACAGAGAAAUGAUCUGGAAAAAGAAAUCUGUAAGUUCAACCAACAAAAAGAACAGGCAGAAAACGAAAGGGAAGCCCUAGAGAAGAAUUGGCAAGAACUUGACUCAGUGAAAGAGCAAAUGGCAGAAGAGAGGAAAGAAAUGGAGGAAAUUAAAAAGAAGAUACAAACCAAUAAAGAACUACUUGACCAAAGGGAGACAGAAAUGAAUGAACAAAAGCAAAUUCUGGAGGAUAAUUUGAAAGAAAUAUUGCGAGAUAGGACAAAUCUGGAUAAGAUGAAAAUAGAACUUGAACUACAGAAACAAGAAAUAGAAAACACUGUCAGAGAGAAGAUGAAGCUAGAGAAAGAAGAGCUUGAUGAUAUCAUGAAAGAAAUGACCAUCAAGGAGCAAGAUGUUGAAGAGAAAAUGUCCAUGAUCAACAAUUUGAGAAUUGAGCUAGAAAAAAUGAAGGUGAAACUGAAUGGGGACCAAGAAGCUAUAACUCUUGAAAAGCAAGAGUUAGAGAAUGAGAAACACAGAUUUGACCAAUUAAAGGCAUCUUUGGAAACAGCCAAGAUGGAUGUAAUGAAUCUGGAUGAAAUAAAAACAAGGCUGGAGCAGGAAAGAGAAGAAUGUAGGAUUAUUGUUGAAGACACAAAGCAACAGAAGGAUGCCUUGGAGAUGUUGGGUUCUGAAAUGGCAAAGCAACAGGAAGACAUAGAGACUAACCAAGCUCUUCUAGAAAAAGACAGAAAUGAUCUUGAAAAGAAAUCUCUGGAUUUGCAAAGAAGACAGCAGGAGUUGGAAAUGCAAAUCGGACACCAAAGAGAAAAAGAGGACAGCGAAAAACUGGUGAUGGAGCAACAGAGAAAUGAACUGGAAAAAGAAAUCUGUAAGUUCAACCAACAAAAAGAACAGGCAGAAAAAGAAAGGGAAGCCCUAGAGAAGAAUUGGCAAGAACUUGAUUCAGUGAAAGAGCAAAUGGCAGAAGAGAGGAAAGAAAUGGAGGAAAUUAAAGAACUACUUGACCAAAGGGAGACAGAAAUGAAUGAACAAAUGCAACUUCUGGAGGAUAAUUUGAAAGAAAUUAAGCGAGACAAAACAAAUCUGGACAAAAUGAAAAUAGAACUUGAUCUACAGAAACAAGAAAUAGAAAACACUGUCAGAGAGAAGAUGAAGCAAGAGAAAGAAGAACUUGAUAAUAUCAUGAAAGAAAUAACCAUCAAGGAGCAAGAUGUUGAAGAGCAAAAGUCUGUGAUCAACAAUUUGAGAAUUGAGCUAGAUAAAAUGAAGGUGAAACUGAAUGGGGACCAAGAAGCUAUAACUCUUGAAAAGCAAGAGUUAGAGAAUGAGAAACACAGAUUUGACCAAUUAAAGGCAUCUAUGCAGAGUGAAAUCGGACAUCAAAGAGAAAAAGAGGACAGUGAAAAACUGGUGAUGGAGCAACAGAGAAAUGAACUGGAAAAAGAAGAGCAACUCAUGGAAAAAUCUAUUAAAAGGGGGAAGAUGCUAGAAACUCUCAUUCUGGAACAGCACAAUGAAAGGGAGGGAUUGAAUGUUAUCAGUGAAGAGAAUAGCAAAAAACAAAAAUUCCUUGAAGAUCAAUUUCUAAGGCAACAUCACACUCCAAAGAAUGCUAUGAAUGAUAUUACAUCAGAAAAUAAUAAAACAGAUCAAAUAAACGUGCAAAUGCAGGGACAAAAAGAUGACCUAGAUAAUGCCUUAAAAAAGCAGCAACAAGAAUUUGAGAUCAGGGAGCUUGACCUUGAGACGGAAAAGGCAUCUAUUGAGAAGAUGAAAGCGAACUUGGCAAGCCUGGCCAAGGAAAUGAAUGCUGAGAAAAAUGAGCUGAGAAUCAAGAAGGACAUUCUUGAGUGUUGGGAGGCAGAACUAUUGAAGCAGAGAUUUGAGACUGAGACGAUGAAGAACACUCUGGAAACUGAAAAAGUUCAGCUUGAGAGAGCACGUUCUGACAUACAACAGUGCCAGAAUCACACGGACAGCAUAUUGGAAGCCACCAAGAAAACAAAAGACAAGCAAAAAGACAAAAGCAUACAGUGCAAACUGGAAAUGCAUAUGAAAGAUACAGAAACCAUGACAGAGCCUUCUACUGAACACAAAGUCACUGAGAUAAAGACAACUGCUUCUCAAAAGAAUGCUCUGAGUGACAAAGAAGUAAUUGAUGAAAUAAGCAGAACACUAGAGAACAUGGAGAAAGAACUACAGAAAAGAUUACAAGAAAUUCACAAAAAAGAAAUAAAGAAAGUUGAACUACAGAAAGGAAAAAUUGAGCGGGAGCUGAUGAAAGAUUCAUUUCAUAAUGAAGGAGAAACAGAUGGGCAGAAAAUCAUGGAGAAAGAAAAACAAAUCCUUUUGUUAAAGGAAUGUAUGCUUUUAGAGAUUAGCCAAUUAAAGAGCAAGAGGAAAGAUACAAACACCAAAUACCUACAAAGGAUGGAGGAACUCAUCACUGAAACAUCCACAUUUAAAGACAAAAUCAGGCAUAUGACAGAUAAAGCAGUACAAACAGUGACAAAGGAGAGACAAGAGGGAAAGAUAAAAGAAGUGGAGAUAUGGUCUGACAAACAGGUAGAAGGAAUUCAGACAGAAGGACUUAUGGAGCUUGCUAGCCCUUCUCUUCAUCUGCUGAGUGAUGACAGGAAUGAGAAACUAAGAAAGGCUCCAGAAGAAGCACAAUCUACAAAUGUAUUACAAAGACGGGGGCUACUGCAAUGGAUCAGGCGCUGCUGCAACUACUGUCGCCCAUGUGAAAUUAAACAAGAGGAACAAAAUAGUUUAGAUUCUUGAAGUCAUACACGCUUUGUUCUCACAAUACAGAUAUGAUCACAGAAUCCUAAAAAUUCCCUUAAACAAAGCCUUCUACAAUUUUACUUCCAUAUAAUGUUGGCUUCAGUUGUUGUAUGAAAUUACUGUGGAGUAAUUGAGUGGAGAAAAAAAUGGAGUGACACUCCACAAGUGUAGGUGAUAUAGUUUUUCACUGAAUGUGAGAAAAAAUUGUUGCACUUAUUGAUAUGAUUAUUAUACACUAAUAAUGAUCUAAAUGACAUUGUAAUUAUCCAUUUACGAUUUUUACCGAUUAAAUGAUUAUCGGCCAUUUUUCCAUAUUUUAUCAUAUUUUCUGGAUGCAUGUUUGUGUGAUAUCUGAUACAAAUAUUCAACUAAUCUGCCUUUUUUUUUUUAAAUUAUUAUUUGCUAUUUGAAUUAACUUUUGAUUCUGAUUUGAUGUAUUAUUAUAACACAGUGCGUGAAUAGCUCCCUGUGCAACAAGGUUAAAGGUAAAAUGCACAUAUCCUGUAUAGCAUGCAAGUGUUUGUGGAUGUCACACAGCCAGUGGUUUGGAAAUGGUGUUGGCUUCAUGGUUAAAGGAGGACGAUCGUGUUUGUCCUCGCUUUGUCCUCGCUUCAAAAGAAUCAUGAUUCCCUUAAAGUAUGUAGUCUAUAUAUUCACAAAUUUAGAGUGGAAUAUGGAUGAUGUUGCAAACUUACCUCAACUUAUCUUAAAUAUAGUGAGCUGUUAAAUGUUAAUUAGUUCACCAAAUAAAAAUGAAGAAAGAAAUUAACAUACAAACUAGUUAACAGUAAAUUUAUAUCCAUCUACAUAUAUUUCAAUAAAUGUAGCCUUUUGAAUUCA